Messenger RNA from Aspergillus chevalieri, 465 nucleotides. RefSeq lists its product as uncharacterized. NCBI's taxonomy places the organism in Eukaryota, Fungi, Ascomycota, Eurotiomycetes, Eurotiales, Aspergillaceae. The record is from RefSeq and is a predicted model, not a curated record. The transcript has a single exon. The coding region runs from base 1 to 465 and encodes 154 amino acids.
AUGAUUGAUCCCUUGGUUCGCGUCGUGAAUCUUCCCGGCCGGUCCAAUUUCGGGAAAAUUCUGGUACAGAGGAGCCAAACAACCUUGAUCAGCCGGUUCCAGGGAACGCACACGAUAAUCAACCAUUCCUCUUUUCAUUAUGUACAAGUAUUGCGAGAGAAAGGAAAUGUUGUCAUUGUUGGACCGAGACAGUGGGUCAUUUUGAUUUCUCUUGCAAGAAUCCACAACAACGCGGAGGACACGAUGGACGGCUCUCGCCUACGCCAUGCAAUGCACAUGUAUGAUGUACGCCCGAAUAACACACACACAACGCGCGCGCGUGUGCGUGUAUCCGUCGUAUCGAUAAAGUUGCAGAGAGAUGCGAAAAUGAUUGUCCGCGUCUCAGUCCGCUUGUCUAAGGUUCCGCGAAAUAAGGGUCCCCUUACAAGUGGUUGUAUAGAAUACUCGAUUAUCCCUACAUCUUAA